Molecule: messenger RNA, 4323 nt
Organism: Chenopodium quinoa (quinoa)
Lineage: Eukaryota; Viridiplantae; Streptophyta; Magnoliopsida; Caryophyllales; Amaranthaceae
Product: allene oxide synthase 2-like
Exons: 6
Coding region: 1791-3290 (499 amino acids)
Biological process (GO): sterol metabolic process
Molecular function (GO): heme binding; iron ion binding; oxidoreductase activity, acting on paired donors, with incorporation or reduction of molecular oxygen
Source: RefSeq, a predicted model, not a curated record
CAUUAACUUUUAUAUCAAUCUAUCGCAAUUGGCUAACUUUAUAACACUAUGUUCGGGUAACAAUUUGGUUAGUUAGGGCCUCAGGCACUUGCGCUAUUGCGUAUAAAGUUGGUGCCUUGUUUUCUCUCUCGUAUACAGACAUACAGUAUACCCCCAGCGUAUUGCUCUUCUUCUUCCCCAAAUUUCUUGAAAAAAAAAAAAUGGAGUUUGUUGUAGAACAAAGCAAGAAAUCUCACUCUCACUGCUCCACUUUUAUACUGUGUAUGAUUCAGUUUCAACUUUCAAGUAAAUUGACUUUUUUCGAACAAAGAUAUCCAGUAGUUAAGUGGAAUGCCUAUACAUUACCACUCAAGCACCAAUGCAGACGGAACUGAUUAUGAUUGUGAAAAGCUUGGAUGGAAAUGACUGCAAGAGUACACUUCUUUUCAAGGGUGGUGGCAGUAUUUUAGCACAGUUGCUGAGGGGAAUGUCGUCGAGGAAAAUUCUGUUCCUUUUGAUGAUGAUCUAGAAAAAGAAGAUUAUCGUGCCAGUUCACCUUUGCUGCACUAUUUUCUUUCUUAAAGGUUUGAAGGCGACUUGCUAGCUUUGUUACUGUUCUGAAGGAGAUAACAUAUGCCAUUUCUGUAAUCUCACUGAGGCUGCAUGCAAAAAUUAUUGGGCUGCGCCCUAGUGAUUGCCAUGCCGGUGAAGAUAGCGGAUGGAUCACUUCAUUUUCAUGAAAGAGCGUGUAUGGACCACCUGCAGAUAUGUGGAUGUUCUAGGCUGAUUGAAGUUGGAAAAUAUAGGACAUCAAAUACAUGUUGAACUCUAUGUUCAUUAGUUUACAAAUCCAAGUACAUGAAAACAUUAGUCAGAACUCAGAAGAUCCCAGCUGUGAAGGAGUUGAAUUGACCACAAAAUAUGAAGCUUCUGCGGCUGAGUUUGUUUCUUUAGGUGUUUGAAGUUGAUGGUUGAUUUAAUGAUGAUGUGAGGUUCGUUUUUAGGUACGUCUUCUUAAUGUAUCUUUAUACUAGCUAUACACCGUUAUAAACUUGAACUUUGAGGAUUUAGAGGGUAGCUCAUACACAAUUACACACUAAUCAAUUGUAAUUCUCUUUUUAGUUUUCCAUUCAACAUUUUUAUUUUUUUAUUUUUUAUUUUUUUUUAUCAUAACAAGAAGAAUUAAUUAUUAAACCCUCAAUCAUACACCUGACUACAUCUAGACUUAGAUGCACCCAUUUAUUAAGUUGAUAACUUUCUUAUAAACAAAAUCAUACACUUGGAUUCACCCAAAUUCACAAAUUAUAUUAUUCAGCUCGGAUUAUUUGAAAAGUAAAUAUAGGUUUAACAUUUGAGCAAUUACACAAUCAGAAACCGAAUUCUUCAGGAAUUAGGAAACAGGAAUUAGGAAACAAAUUUAUGCUCCCUCGAAAUAAUUAAAGAGGGUCAUGUACUCAUGUAUGGAGCCUAAACCAUGAUCAACAAGCACCUGUCACAUAAUACAACUUAAUUAAACACUUGCAUUUUCUACAUACAUAAAUGAUACUUGUUGAAAACUUUUAAUUUUCUUUAAAGGUAGGUAGCAAGUUUCUGAUUUUAUGUCUUACGGAAACACUCGUCACCUUACACUUCAUAUAGUUCUUCCUUUAAGCAAUGUAAUCGUUUUAUUGUCCCUUCAAUGUGAUUUGAACGAUAUUAUGCAUUAAGACUAUGUAUAUUGGCAACUAAUUAGCUUAAAUGUGUUGUAUUCUAUAUUAUACUGGAGAUGACUAUAUUUGAACAUACCUAGCACCCUCCUCAGCAUCUCAACAAUGUCUUCUCCUUGUGUUUCCUCAUCACAUCUAAAAAAUAAGAGCGACUACAAGCUCUCAUCACCACCAUUAUUGUCGGACCUUCCUCUUCGUGAAAUCCCUGGAAGUUAUGGUCUGCCCUUCUUUGGAGCCAUUAAGGAUCGGUGGGACUACUUUUAUGUUCAAGGAGAAGACCAAUUCUUUAGGUCUCGAAUGGAAAAAUACAACUCCACGGUCUUUAGAGUUAACAUGCCUCCCGGUCCUUGGAUCUCCCAUGACUCGCGAGUUAUUGUUCUUCUAGAUGGCAACAGUUUCCCUGUCCUCUUUGAUACCUUUAAGGUUGAAAAACGCGAUGUGUUGACAGGAACCUACAUGCCUUCCACCUCCUUCACUGGAGGUUACCGCGUGUGUGCCUACUUGGACCCAAGUGAGCCUGCGCAUGCCUCUCUUAAGUCCUUAUUACUUUCUUUCCUCACCUCAAAGCAUGAGGAGAUCGUCCCUCUCUAUAAAAGUUGUCUAAAAGGCAUGUUCGAUGAGCUAGAGGAUCAAUUGAGGGGCAAAGGCCGGGCAGAGUUUGGGCCGCCAAACGAUGUUGUAUCGCUUGAGUUUGUUUUUAGAUUGUUUUGUGAUGGCAAGAGCCCUUUGGAUACCAAGCUGGAGUCCAAGGGACCUAGCAUGUUCAAAAAGUGGUUAAUUUGCCAAUUAGCACCCUUGAAAACAUUGGGCUUAUCCAAGUUGUUAAUCCCUAUUGAUGAUUUCAUACUACAUUCUAUUAGGUUACCAUUUUUCUUGGUGAAAGGUGAUUACAAGAGGUUGUAUGAUGCAUUUUACUCCUCGGCGACAUCAUACUUGGACAAAGCAGAAAGUUUUGGUAUAAGUAGAGAAGAAGCAUGCCAUAACCUGGUUUUCAUAGCUGGAUUUAAUGCAUUUGGUGGGUUUUUAAGGUGGUUUCCGUUAUUCAUCAAAUGGGUUGCAUCUGGAGGUGAGACCCUACACCGCGAGCUGGCUAAGGAGAUCAGAGCCGCUGUAAGAUGCGAGGGUGGAGUCACUUUGAAUGCCAUCAACAAAAUGACCUUGACCAAGUCAGUGGUCUAUGAGGCUCUAAGGAUUGAACCUCCUGUGCUGUACCAAUAUGGUUUGGCUAAGGAUGAUUUGAUGAUUCAUAGCCAUGAUGCUGCGUUCAAGAUUAAGAAAGGGGAGAUGAUCUUUGGAUAUCAACCCUUUGCUACCAAAGAUCCGAAGAUAUUUCACAACCCCGAUAAAUUUAUAGGGAAUAGAUUUGUCGGGGAGAAAGGAGAAAAAUUGUUGAAGUAUGUGUUAUGGUCGAAUGGGAGGGGAAUCGAUGAUCCGACAAUGGAUAAUAAGCAAUGCCCUGGUAAGAAUUUAGUGGAGCUCUUGUCUAGGUUUUUUUUAGUGGAAUUCUUCUUGCGAUAUGACACAUUUUCAGUUGAAAUUGGCACCUUGUUGUCGGACACCACCGUGACUUUCUUGUCCUUGAAGAAAGCCACGACAAGCGCUUGAUAUUGGGGAGAGUCGAUAUUGUAUUACUUAAACAUAUUAUGGAUACAUUUUAUGGUUUGAUAAUCGUCAAUGUGAAGUUAUGUGUGAUUCAUAGAUUACCAUGUCAUGCAAAAUAAGGGCAUAACUCAUGAGCCAAUAAAUAAUGUAGAUCGACAUGUAACAUGUUUAAAUUUAAGAAUAAGACUUGCUAAGAGAGCAAGUGAAAAACUAAUGUAUUCAUAAGCUCAUAACUACAUAAUACGUACAAUAAAAAUAAACUUGCUGAAGAUAGUUGAUGCUCAUUCGACCUAUUGAAAAAGGUGUUUGAGAAUGGAAUCAAGCCUACAAACCCCAACAAUAGAAUAUGUAGUUUUUUUUUUUUUUUUUUCAAAAUAAUACAGCACCACUCGAAGUCAGGCCCAAAAAAUCUAACCCAAACCAGAGCAAUUUUUGACUGGGCUGGGCUGCUUAUGAGUUAUGCUUUUUUUUUUUUUUUUUUUUUUUUUAAGGAGAAAAGGUCAUCAUAAGAAUUUUGAUACAUCCCUUUUUAUAAAUGAAAGUUUUAUUAGAUGCAUCACUUUUAAUAAGGUAGUUUUUUAAUUCCUCGAAAAAAAAGUUAUUUUUUAUCUCUCUCCCAACAUAUGAGUCCUCUUUAUUUUAGUAAAUAAAAACGGAUGAAGUAGGAAAAUUGUCCCGUGUGUCCAUCAUAAAAAAAUUAUAAAUUGUACCGUGUAAUUUUAUUUUUUAUUUUUUAUUUUUUUUUGUACAAUGAACCAUAUAUAUUUUGACAAAUGAUAUUUAUAUACUAAACACUCUUACUGUCAAGUCAUUACUUCUCGCUUGAUCACACAAUCACAGUGCAAUACAACCCAACACAAAAAGGCAUGUUGUCUUGAGUCUAAGGAUGACAGUGGGUCAGGUUAAAUGGGAUUUGUCUAGUGAUUGGACGGAGAUGGGUAUAAAAAGUGUACCCGUUACGAAUGAUGGAGUGGGGUAUGAAUUUUAGAGUAAUUCGCCCCAUCCCCUAUCUCAUAUCCACGUUAUACUUUUUGCA